Molecule: messenger RNA, 591 nt
Organism: Spodoptera littoralis (African cotton leafworm)
Lineage: Eukaryota; Metazoa; Arthropoda; Insecta; Lepidoptera; Noctuidae
Source: the annotation of a GenBank genome assembly
AUGUUCAACAUACACAAUGCGCACUAUUGGACUGAUGCGAAUCCCCGUGUUGUGCGGCCUGACCACUUCCAGACUAGGUUUAGUGUUAAUGUGUGGGCCGGAAUACUCGGCAACCGAAUUUUAGGGCCAGUGUUUUUAGACAGACUGAAUGCAGACACGUAUCUGCGUUUAUUACAAACCCGCGUGAGAAGAAUGUUGGAGCGUAUUCCUCUUGAAGAGGUAAGAGGGCUGCUUUUUCAACACGAUGGAGCACCACCUCAUUUCGCACUCAGCGUGCGUGAAUUUUUAAACGGUGUGUGGUACGGUGGUGACCGGUGGAUAGGUAGAGGUGGCCCAGUGCCAUGGCCUCCUCGCUCGCCGGAUUUAACUCCACUAGACUUUUUUUUGUGGGGUCGUGUAAAGGACCUUGUGUACGGCCAAACUGGGCAUGAUAUUAGAAGUGUGGAAGAACUAAAAAGGCGCAUCAAACGCGCAUUUAGACAAGUGAAAAAUGAAACAGACACAUUAAAUAAAGUGAAAAGACACGUAAGGAAGCGUGCCUUCAUCUGUGUGCAAAGUGAAGGUGGACUUGUGCAACAGUUUUGUAGAUAA